Messenger RNA from Chaetura pelagica (chimney swift), 426 nucleotides. It is a transcript of the gene KCNJ9, whose product is annotated as potassium inwardly-rectifying channel, subfamily J, member 9. Gene Ontology annotation, molecular function: inward rectifier potassium channel activity. The record is from RefSeq and is a predicted model, not a curated record. Gene Ontology annotation, cellular component: plasma membrane. NCBI's taxonomy places the organism in Eukaryota, Metazoa, Chordata, Aves, Apodiformes, Apodidae. Gene Ontology annotation, biological process: potassium ion import across plasma membrane; regulation of monoatomic ion transmembrane transport.
AUGGCCCAGGACAACGCCGCCUUCUGCGGGGUCGCCGAGGGGGUCCCCGAGGGGGUCUCUGAGGAGGCAAAGCCCCCCCUGGUGCCCCCCCGGCGGCGGGGGGCCGGGGCCCGCAAGCGGCAGCGCUACGUGGAGAAGGACGGGAAGUGCAACGUGCAGCACGGGAACGUGCGGGAGACCUACCGGUACCUGACCGACAUCUUCACCACUCUGGUGGACCUGGAGUGGCGCUUCAGCCUCCUGGUCUUAUGGUGUUUCAUCGCCUACUGCCGGGGGGACCUGGACCACCUGGAGGACCACGCCUGGACCCCCUGCGUCAACAACCUCAACGGCUUCGUCUCUGCCUUCCUCUUCUCCAUUGAGACCGAAACCACCAUCGUCCCCUCCCAGUCCCCCCAGUUUGGGGGGGGGACUUGGCACCAUUAA